UACUCCCAUGAUUCCUAGAGAGCUAUGGACGACAGAAAGCAGUCUGCUGGGGCCACCGCUGAUGUUUUUGUCAAGUUCUUGACGUAGCGAAGAUCGCAGAUACACCAGUGUUACUUUAAAAUGGAGUCUAAAAGCAGUAUGAGUGACUCCCUGUCCACUAUUAGCAUAGAGCAGUUAACCUCAGCAGUGCAGAACACUGUGAAUGUGACACCAACACCUAUGUUAUCAGGACCAUCCCAUACAAGACAUGACCCACUCCCACGUACACCUCCUGGGUCAUCCUUAUUGCAAACAAGUGGUACUCCCACAGUGUCAUCACUUCCUAAUAUUCUGCCAGCAUCUGCACCCUUCCUGCUGUCUCUUCCUCUUGGAGACAGGCCACUACUUAUACAGGACAGGUCACUUCUAGACAGGACACUCAUUCCUGUUCAAGAUCGACUGUUUCCUCUACAGCAUGAAAACCGCCCAUUUCAUAUGGAGCAUAACAGACUUCCCUUUCCAGGACCUCUGGCAAUCCCUAUUCCAAUCAGAGCCCCCUCCAUGCAGUCUGGACCCAGUCAUCUCCAGGGAAGUUCAUCUGCUCCAAGUCUUCCACAUCAUUUAUCAGAAACCUCAGGAAGGAUGCCAGUGUCACUGCCUAUGUCCCUGCCCAUGUCCAUAGGAGGCGGCCAUGCCCAGGACAUCUUGAUCACAUCUAUAGGGCAGAUCCCAGUAUUUAAUGCUGCCCCUGGCCUGAGUUCCUCUUCCACAACAGGGAUAAAUACUGGCCCGACUGGAUACGCCCCAGAGCACAUUCCAGCUUUAUUGAGCAGGUUGUUAGGCCAUGGAAUAGGAGUGCCUCCUAUAACUUCCUUAUCACAAGCUGGACCUCGUGUGUCUCACAGCAUGCCUGCUAUGACAUCAUGUACCUCACCUGGGGUGACCUCAAGCCAGGUGACAACUGUGGACAUCCACGUCUCAUCAGUUCCCAGCAGUUUGUCCAGCACUCCCCUUGCAAGUGUCCCAAGUGCUCUGCAUCAGUUCAAUCCCCAGUUUGCUCACUUUCCUCACACUGGCCUACACCACAGCCAGGUUUCAACAGUGGACACUAGCACGCCAUGCCCAGAUGUCCAGCACAAUACAACUGCCCAGGAACUAUGCCUACCUCACACCACAGGUACAGACAGCAAUGGGACCAGUGCCUCAGAUGUCCAUCAUUCUUCCAUACAGCACUUUGAUAUAAACAGCCACUUACACCAUGUUCAGGUGUCAGAUACUGUUGGACAGGUUGCAAGUUCCCAAGAGUCUGACUCGUCUAGAACCCCAACCCCAGAGAUAAAAAACAUUACCCCAAGUAUCAGUUUAGCCUCAGGCAUGGGUUCUUUGAGCUCCUGCGUGACUCCAGUGCCCAGUAUUACACCUUCUCUGGAUAUAGUUCACAUGACAUUGAUUGGCAGCCAGGAGGAAAACAGCCAGGAAUCCCACCACGAUGAGUUACAUGAAGAAAACCACAUUGUAGGAGAGACUACAGAGAAAAGAGCUCAUGUGCUUUCCCAUGGUGAUUUACCAGUCUCAAUGGCUCUAACCAUAGCCACAAGUGCUAUACAAGCUUCUGAUAAAGAAAAUCAGAAUACACAUCUACUAAGUCCUACAAUGCAAGUGUUAGAAUAUAUCAUUCAGUCCCAAGACACCUCCCUGGCAGACUCUGCACACCAUGCCACUGAGGGAAGAAAACAUGGUCUCAUAGAGGAGGAUAGCAAUGAACAGACUGUACAAUCUCUGCAAACAUUUUAUUGUGUUGAAUGUAACUGUACCUAUGAGUCUUCUUGCUCUAAGCAUGGUGGGGAAUACAUUCAUGUGCUUGAUACACCCGUUUUAUCCAGAGCCAGAGCCUCCUUGCCAGCCCAGCUAUCUUUACAAAGCAGUAGGAUACAGUUUGAUCAAAAUAGUAGAAUACACUUUGAUUUAGGUGUGUGGUCUUCAGAAUUGAUCCCCAAGAAAACAAAGUUCGGACCUGUAGUAGGAAACUUGGCACCUCUUUCAAAUUUCUCAGAAGAUGCAGAUUUGAGCCCUCCAUUUUUUUGGAAGAUCCAUUGUGCUGAGGAGUGCAAUAUAUUGAUGUGUACUGAUGAAGAUGUCAGUAACUGGACAAUGUUCUUGAAGAGAGCCAAGACAAAUAGUGAUCAGAACCUCACAGCUUACCAGGAGGGAGAGAGCAUAUUCUUUGUUACGUGCAAAGAUAUCCAGCCUGGCUCAGAACUUGCGUUUUGGUAUUCCAGGGAAUAUUGUAAAGAAUUAGGUGUUACUCUUUCCCCAGAAGGUGCUUUUCUCUGUGAUAUUUGCAAUAAACAGCUGGUGGACAGUAAGGCUCUUGCUCAACACAUCAAAUACAUUCAUGCUGACUCUUUCUCCAAGAAACAUAAAUGCCAAGUGUGUUCAAAAGGGUUUCCCAACAGGUUUAAGUUGGACACCCACAUGUUGAUCCACAUGGGACUGAAGCCCCACCAGUGCAGGGUGUGCCAUAAACAGUUUGCUGAUGCCAGUAAUCUCCGGAUGCACAGGUCCAUUCACACAGGUGAAAAGAAAUUCAGCUGUCCUCAUUGCGAUCGCACAUUCCGUCAGAAGGCUCACCUUACGUCCCACUUGAUCACCCACACAGGGGAGAGGAAGCUGAAGUGCUCCUACUGCAGCAAAAUGUUUGCCAGGUCUUCAGAUCUCAAGACUCAUGAAUAUGUCCAUACCAAAGAAAGAGUGUUCAAUUGCUUGACAUGCAACAAACAGUUCUUUAAACUGCAGAAUCUCAAAAAACAUAUGUUGGUACAUACUGGAAUUAAAGAUUUUCAGUGUGAUCUUUGUGGACGGCAAUUUGCACAAAAACACCAUCUAACCAGACAUAAACCUAUAUGCACAGGACAAAAGCCACAACAGAAGUCUGCAAAGAAAGAGAACAGAUAAUGAUUGUAUCCAAGUCAAAGAUAGCUUCCUGUGCAAUUUAAGUAGAAGAUUAUAUUGACUUUGUUUUUCUCAAACCCAUUACAGUGUACUAGACAGCUCUUAAGCACUGAAUGAAUGAGGCAUACAAAUAGAAAAGAACAUCACAAUAUAUUUCAUUGGCUGUUUAGAGUCGUAAGAAGUUUUUGUAACAUACAGCUAUACAGCCCAGAGUGCAGCAGCUGGUACUGCAGCACUCCUGGGGUAAAAAUAUGAAUAUUAUACACUGCUUUUUAUCUUAUUUUAUACAUAUUUUCAUGUUGGUCUUUUGAAGUAAAACUAUGAUAGAUAUUUAUGAGGUAAGCCUGCAGUUUGCCGAUCUGUUUUUAUUCUUCCCUGAUUAGAUUGAUUUGAUUCUCUUUUAUGGAUAUUUGUGGUUACUCUCAAAGAAAGAAGCUUACACUCCUGAGUCAUCAUACAAGGUUUUGGUCUAAUUUUAUUCAAUGAAUCUGUUACAAAACAAGGAAACCUUUUUGGUGGCUGUAGUGCAAUUUACAUACAAUUUCAACUGCUGAAUUCAAAUAAAAUGAGUGAAAGUUAAA
Molecule: messenger RNA, 3512 nt
Organism: Lingula anatina
Lineage: Eukaryota; Metazoa; Brachiopoda; Lingulata; Lingulida; Lingulidae
Biological process (GO): regulation of gene expression
Cellular component (GO): nucleus
Molecular function (GO): protein binding
Source: RefSeq, a predicted model, not a curated record